Molecule: messenger RNA, 1923 nt
Organism: Humulus lupulus (European hop)
Lineage: Eukaryota; Viridiplantae; Streptophyta; Magnoliopsida; Rosales; Cannabaceae
Product: gibberellin 20 oxidase 1-A-like
Exons: 3
Coding region: 314-1501 (395 amino acids)
Biological process (GO): gibberellin biosynthetic process; response to light stimulus; flower development
Molecular function (GO): gibberellin 20-oxidase activity
Source: RefSeq, a predicted model, not a curated record
GGAUUUGAUAAUCUAAUUGUUUCCAAGAAUAAGAAAGUGACUGAAAGGACUAAAGGGCGUCCACUCGUCUCUGUUGUUGGCCUCCUUAUUAAACCCUUUUUCAAAACUUCGACCUUCCCAAUGGACGGCCUUGGCCUUUCUCAAUCACCUUUCUUUCAAUUUUUUAUUUUACAACUAAAUCGCUAUUAUUAUUAAUAUCUAUUAUCUUCAAUAAUUCCUUUUCCUUCUUCUCUCUCUCUCUCUUCAUAAUUCUCUCAACAUGAUUGUGUUUCUAUAAAUAGGUUGCACUCCUCAUACCAACUUUCCUAAAAAAAUGUCUCUCUUGAUGGACUCAACUUCCUUACCUCUUCUCUUAUGCCCUCCUCCAUCAUCAAUGGAAAAUAAGCUCAAAAACGUGAAUAAUAUUAACAUCGAUAAUGGAGCAUUAGUAUUCGACUCCAACUUACUCCAAAAACAGUCCAACUUACCCAGCCAGUUCAUUUGGCCAUAUGGGGACUUAGUGGAUACACAAGAAGAGCUGAACGAGCCUGUGAUAGAUUUACAAGGAUUCCUGAGAGGAGAGGCGUCAGCGACAGCCAAAGCGGUCGAGCUCGUCAAAACAGCUUGCUUGAACCAUGGAUUCUUCCAAGUGAUAAACCAUGGCAUCGAUCAAAGCCUCAUCCAGGCCGCACACGACCAAAUGGACUCCAUCUUCAGCUUGCCCUUACCCAAAAAGCUCAGUAUUCGUCGAAAACGGGGCAGCCUUUCAGGUUAUUCUGGUGCUCAUGCAGAUCGAUACACGUCAAAGUUACCAUGGAAAGAGACCUUCUCCUUUGGUUACCAAAAAUGUGACGAAAACGACGACUCCUUACCUAUCGUUGUUAACUACUUCAAGUCAGUUUUGGGGGACGAUUUUCAACACGCUGGGUGGGUCUACCAAAGAUAUUGCCAGGCAAUGAGAGAAUUAUCUCUGGUGAUCAUGGAGCUUUUGGCCAUCAGUUUGGGAAUUGAUAGAUUACACUAUAGAAAAUUCUUUGAAGAUAGUGAAUCAACAAUGAGAUGUAACUUUUAUCCUCCUUGCAAUAACUCUGGCCUAACUCUUGGAACUGGGCCUCAUUCUGACCCGACUUCCUUGACCAUUCUUCACCAAGACCAAGUUGGAGGACUUGAAGUCUUUGCUAAUAACAAGUGGCAGGCUGUGCAGCCUCGCCUUGAUGCCCUAGUUAUCAAUAUUGGUGAUACAUUCAUGGCAUUGUCGAACGGGAGAUACAAGAGCUGUCUGCACCGAGCAGUGGUGAAUAGAGAUAAAAUUCGGAGGUCAUUAGUGUUUUUCGUAAGCCCCAGAGAGGACAAAGUGGUGAGACCCCCAAAAGAUCUGGUUUGCAGAGAAGGGCCAAGGAAAUACCCUGAUUUCACAUGGUCAGAUCUGUUGGAGUUCACUCAAAAUCACUAUAGAGCUGAUGUUGCUACACUCCAAAGCUUCAUUCACUGGUUGCUAUCGUCCAAACAAGCCCACUUUUAAUUAUUCCUUUUGGACUUUUCUCUAUUGCUCCAUUCUGGCUUGUACUCAUCUUAUAAUUUCCCACAUCUAAUCUCUCUCUCUACUAUAUAUAUAUACAUAUUUAUAAUUUAUAUAACUAUAUUUAUAUAUUUCAAGUGGCCAUGUCUGAAACUGUAUGACAAUAGUUUUUCUACUACGUACUAUUCUAUGGAUAUAUCUCUAGUUUCUAGUUUCUAGUUUUUAGUUUCUAUAUUGUAUGUGUAUCGUACGAAGGAUAAUAUAAUUUGAAGUUUGCCAAGUUUCAAACACCUGGGACCCAUAUGUGUUGAUCCACUGCGUUCAGGGAUGAUUGUCUAUCAACUUUAUUGGUGUAAAAUUAUUAGAGAUAGAAUAUGUACCAAAACAUUAUAUAUUAGAGUAAUCCCUUAAUUUUAUUCAACCAA